Camellia sinensis is the source of this 1275-nucleotide messenger RNA. RefSeq names its product protein GID8 homolog. NCBI's taxonomy places the organism in Eukaryota, Viridiplantae, Streptophyta, Magnoliopsida, Ericales, Theaceae. Gene Ontology annotation, molecular function: protein binding. The record is from RefSeq and is a predicted model, not a curated record.
AACAUGGAAACAGAGUUGAUCACUUGAUCCCCUUAGCCCCCACCUCUCCCAUGUUCCUUUUCAUUACUAAUCAGUACACAACGCAACAGUGGCUCAUACAAGCACACCAAUAAGCAUAAAUAGAUGUACUCUUGAACUCAAUCUCAGGGUUUUGGAAUCAGAUUUUGUUGCUUUUACUCGAUCCAAGAACAUCAAGAUUCAAGAAACAGAGCUGGGUUGUUCGAUUUAGAUGGGUUUGAAGGUGCUGUACCUGUACUGAUGUCAUUGUUCUGGAUUGUCAUUCGUCAACUCGCCGAAAUUGAAGCAAUGGCUACUUCGAAGAGAGUGAUUACAAGGGAGGAGUGGGAGAAAAAGCUUAAUGAUGUGAAGAUUAGGAAAGAAGAUCUGAAUAAAUUGGUGAUGAACUUUCUUGUCACCGAGGGUUAUGUUGAUGCCGCUGAAAAGUUUAGAACGGAAUCUGGAACUGAACCAGACAUAGAUCUUGCUACAAUAACGGAUCGCAUGGCAGUUAAAAAGGCAGUGCAAUGUGGGAACGUUGAGGAUGCAAUUGAAAAAGUUAACGAUUUGAACCCCGAGAUACUAGAUACAAAUCCCCAAUUGUUUUUCCACCUCAAGCAACAAAAGUUGAUAGAAUUGAUUCGGAAUGGAAAAGUAGAAGAGGCUUUGGAGUUUGCUCAGGAGGAGCUUGCACCAAGGGGAGAAGAAAAUCAAAGUUUUUUAGAAGAGUUGGAGAGGACUGUUGCACUUCUAGCUUUUAAUGAUGUCAGCAACUGCCCCGUUGGAGAGCUUCUGGACAUAUCACAGCGUCAUAAGACAGCGAGUGAGGUGAAUGCAGCCAUCCUUAUGAGCCAGAGUCAUGAAAAAGAUCCAAAGCUUCCAAGCUUGUUGAAAAUGCUGGUAUGGGCCCAGAACCAACUUGAUGAGAAAGCUGCUUAUCCUCACAUAAAGGAUUUAUCUACUGCAACACUCGAAGAUCCAGCUGUUUGAAAAGUGACAGAAUCUUGGGUGGAUGAUCCUGGUAUGCCCUUUUCAUUGCAAAUAUUGAAUAGAAUGGACCAAGAGGAGUGGUUAAUCAUGUACUGUUAUUUCAAAAAAUGGAUGUUGUCUAGGUAGGUUGUCAUUCAUGAAUGGCAUUUCAUUUUAAGGUUUGGGGCGUGCCAUCACCUUACUUUCCUCUCAAAAGCUGUUCAGUGACCUUAAAGUUGUUGUACAGAUGUUUGUGAAUACUCUUCACCUUUCAAUUCAAUGGUAGCAUUCUUAGCUUUUUGUGUGAAA